Messenger RNA from Penicillium antarcticum, 987 nucleotides. Its product is annotated as putative C2H2 finger domain protein (Kin17). Bases 1 to 987 code for a protein of 328 amino acids. Gene Ontology annotation, biological process: DNA replication; DNA damage response. The transcript is spliced from 3 exons. Gene Ontology annotation, molecular function: double-stranded DNA binding. The record is from RefSeq and is a predicted model, not a curated record. Lineage: Eukaryota; Fungi; Ascomycota; Eurotiomycetes; Eurotiales; Aspergillaceae. Gene Ontology annotation, cellular component: nucleus.
AUGCCGCGCGCCGAAGCAGGAAGCACGAAGGCGAUCAGUAACAAGAUGAAGUCGAAAGGCUUAGGCCGACUUCGCUGGUACUGUCAGGCCUGUGAAAAACAGUGUAACGAUCAAAACGGAUUCAAGUGCCAUGUGAACAGCGAAAGUCAUACGAGACAGAUGCUCCUGAUUGGCGAAAACUCCAAGAAGCACAUCGAAGAAUUCAGUCGCGACUUCUUGAGGAACUUUGUUGAGCUCUUAAGAACAACACACGGUGAAAAGAAGAUCCAGAUCAACCACUUCUACCAGCAGGUUAUCCAAGAUAAAAGCCAUAUUCAUAUGAAUUCGACGAAAUGGUCAAGCCUGACACAAUUCGCCUCAUACCUUGGACGGGAGGGUAUCUGCCGCGUGGAGGAAGGCGAGAAGGGAUUAUUCGUCUCAUGGAUUGACAACAGCCCGGAAACAAUGCGCAAGCGCGAAGCCGUCAUGAAAAAGGAGCGACAGGACAAGGGCGACGAGGAGAGAGAACAGCAACAAAUCCAAGAACAGAUCGAGCGGGCCCAGCGCACGGCAGCAGCCAACAAGACAGAAGAGGAACCUGAAGCGAAAUUGUUGCAGCGGAAGGAAGGCGAGAAGAUGAAGCUCGAUUUCGGAUUUGGAUCCAAGCCAAAGACAGAAUCAAAGCCACCAUCACCUCCAACUACAGCCGAGUCCCCCGAGACAAAGGAUUCGCCAACUGAUGCCACUAAUUCUCCUGCCCCGCCUGCCGAAGCUCAACCACCGGCGCCAAUCAAGGUCUCCAUGUCUAUGGGUGCCCAAAAGCCCAAGAACGUGUUUGCUGCCGCUAAAAAGAACCCGCUGGUUGGCAAGAAGGGCUCUAUGUUCGCUCCUCCUAAGAAGAUGACCGAGCAAGAGAGAAUCAUGAAGGCCGAGAUGGAGGCUAUGGAACGCAAGCGGUCUCAUCCUGGUUCUGGUUUUAACAAUGCCAAGCGUCCCAAGGUGACUUGA